GUGAUGGAGGUGGAAGAAGGGUUGGGGGUGGUCGGCUAUGGUGGACGGGUGAGGGUGAUGGAAGAGGGGGAAGGGUUGGAGGUGGUCGGCUAUGGUGGACGGGUGCGGGUGAUGGAGGAGGAAGGACGGUUGGCGGUGGUUGGCUAUGGCGGUGGUUGGCUAUGGAGGUGGUUGGCUAUGGCGGACCGGUGUGGGUGAUGGUGGAGGAUGAAGGGUCGGAGGUGGUUGGCUAUGGUGGACGGGUGUGGGUGAUGGAGGAGGAAGAGGGGUUGGAGGUGGUUGGCUAUGGUGGACGGGUGUGGGUGAUGGAGGAGGAAGGAGGGUUGGAGGUGGUCGGCUAUGGUGGAUGGACGUGGGUGAUGACGGAGGAUGAAGGGUUGGAGGUGAUGGAGGAGGAAGAAGGGUUGGAGGUGGUUGGCUAUGGUGGACGGGUGUGGGUGAUAGAGGAGGAUGAAGGGUUGGAGGUGGUCGGCUAUGGUGGAGGGGCGUGGGUGAUGGAGGAGGAUGAAGGGUUGGAGGUGGUUGGCUAUGGUGGACGGGUGCGAGUGAUGGAGGAUGAAGGAGGGUUGGAGGUGGUCGGCUAUGGCGCACGGGUGUGGGUGAUGAAGGAGGAUGAAGGGUUGGAGAUGGUUGGCUAUGGUGGACGGGUGUGGGUGAUGGAGGAGGAAGAAGGGUUGGAGGUGGUUGGCUAUGGUGGACGGGUGUGGGCGAUGGUGGAAGAAGAAGGGUUGGAGCCGGUCGGCGAGUGUGGGUGAUGGAGGAAGAAAAAGGGUUGGAGGUGGUUAGCUAUGGUGGACGGGUGCGAGUGAUGGAGGAGGGAGAAGGGUUGGGGUGGUC
This is a messenger RNA of Chara braunii, 837 nucleotides long. NCBI's taxonomy places the organism in Eukaryota, Viridiplantae, Streptophyta, Charophyceae, Charales, Characeae. The record is from the annotation of a GenBank genome assembly.